AUGUCCCUUACAUUGGUGAUCAGUGAGAAGAAUGUCCCUUACAUUGGUGGUCAGUGGGAAGAAUGUCCCUUACAUUGAUGAUCGGUAGGAAGAAUGUCCCUUACAUUGGUGGUCAGUGGGAAGAAUGUCCCUUACAUUGAUGAUCGGUAGGAAGAAUGUCCCUUACAUUGGUGGUCGGUGGGAAGAAUGUCCCUUACAUUGGGGGUCGGUGGGAAGAAUGUCCCUUACAUUGGGGGUCGGUGGGAGAAUGUCCCUUACAUUGGGGGUCGGUGGGAAGAAUGUCCCUUACAUUGGGGGUCGGUGGGAAGAAUGUCCCUUACAUUGGGGGUCGGUGGGAAGAAUGUCCCUUACAUUGGGGGUCAGUGGGAAGAAUGUCCCUUACAUUGAUGAUCGGUAGGAAGAAUGUCCCUUACAUUGGGGGUCGGUGGGAAGAAUGUCCCUUACAUUGGUGGUCAGUGGGAAGAAUGUCCCUUACAUUGAUGAUCGGUGGGAAGAAUGUCCCUUACAUUGGGGGUCGGUGGGAAGAAUGUCCCUUACGUUGAUGAUCAGUGGGGAGAAUGUCCCUUACGUUGAUGGUCGGGGGGAAGAAUGCUCCUUACGUUGGUGGUCGGGGGGAAGAAUGUCCCUUACGUUGGGGGUCGGGGGGAAGAAUGCUCCUUACGUUGGUGGUCGGGGGGAA
Staurois parvus is the source of this 679-nucleotide messenger RNA. The record is from the annotation of a GenBank genome assembly. Lineage: Eukaryota; Metazoa; Chordata; Amphibia; Anura; Ranidae.